UACCCAAAAUUCACAAAUUUUACCUAAAAAAAACUAAUGAAAACCUCUCUAAAUAUUAAAUCAUUUCAAGUUUAUUGAAUUUGGUAGAUCGUCUUCGUCCACAGGAUCGAGAUGCGUUCGUCAGGGUUGAUGUUUUGGCGGAUCUCGUUUCUUCUGGCGUUAUCAAUCUCACUCUCAGCUUCAUCGGAUGAUCAGUUCACAAUCGACGGAACAGUACUCGAACUCACCGACUCCAACUUCGAAUCCGCGAUUUCCACUUUCGAUUGCGUCUUCGUCGAUUUCUACGCUCCUUGGUGUGGUCACUGCAAGCGUCUUAACCCUGAGUUAGAUGCAGCUGCUCCUAUUCUUGCUAAAUUGAAGCAGCCUAUCGUCAUUGCAAAGCUUAACGCUGACAAAUACUCUCGUCUCGCACGCAAGCUUGAGAUCGAUGCAUUCCCCACCCUCAUGCUCUAUAACCAUGGAGUGCCGAUGGAGUAUUACGGACCCAGGAAGGCUGAGUUACUCGUCCGUUACUUGAAGAAGUUUGUUGCUCCAGAUGUUGCCGUUCUUGAAUCAGACUCACACGUCAAGGAAUUCGUCGAAGACGCCGGGACUGCCUUCCCUGUGUUCAUCGGCUUCGGGUUGAACGAGUCUUUGGUAUCUGGACUAGGUAGAAAGUACAAGAAAAAGGCGUGGUUUGCUGUCGCAAAGGAUGCCUCAGAGGAUGUAAUGGUUGCCUAUGAUUUCGAUAGGGCUCCUGCGUUAGUUGCUCAACAUCCUGCGUACAAUGAGCAUAGUGUCUUCUACGGUCCUUUUGAAGAUGGUUUCUUGGAAGAGUUUGUGAAACAAAAUUUCAUUCCUUUGAUUCUGCCAAUUAACCAUAACACCCUGAAGCUGCUGAAAGACGAUGAGAGAAAGAUGGUGUUGACAAUUGUGGAAGAUGAGACUCAUGAAAGCAUGGGAAAACUGGUCAAGGCACUGAGAGCAGCUGCUCAUGCCAACCGCGACCUUGUUUUCGGUUACGUCGGUGUGGAGCAGUUUGAAGAGUUUGCAGACUCGUUUCAUGCAGACAAGAAGGCAGAGCUGCCUAAGAUUGUUGUGUGGGACGGAGAUGAGGAGUAUGAGCAGGUGAACGUCGUAGAGACGAUUAGCCACGAGGAAGAUCAUUUGACUCAAGUCUCCCGGUUUCUGGAGGGAUACAGAGAAGGAAAAACAGAGAAGAAGAGAAUCAAAGGACCAUCUUUGAUGGGAUUUAUUAACUCGAUGAUCGGGGUUAGGUCCGUGUACAUCAUUGUGUUCUUGGUUGCUGUAAUUAUGAUGCUACGGAGCCUCGGUCAAGUUGAGGAGCCUGCUCGGGUCAGGACCGCUGCAUCCGAUGGUCAGGCCACUGGUGUCCUUGAAGGUGAAACCAGUGAGCAUAAGCCCAGAGACAAAGAAGACUAGUUUUUGGUAGACUUCAGUGUGUUAUAUGUUUUUCCUUUUUAUUAAGGCUCUUCAGCCAGAAGCCAACUUAACAGUUAUUUAUCUUCGUCUUUAUUUUAUAUGGAGCAUUUUGAUUUUUCACACAA
Messenger RNA from Raphanus sativus (radish), 1547 nucleotides. Its product is annotated as protein disulfide-isomerase 5-2. Bases 112 to 1422 code for a protein of 436 amino acids. Gene Ontology annotation, molecular function: protein disulfide isomerase activity. NCBI's taxonomy places the organism in Eukaryota, Viridiplantae, Streptophyta, Magnoliopsida, Brassicales, Brassicaceae. Gene Ontology annotation, biological process: response to endoplasmic reticulum stress; protein folding. The record is from RefSeq and is a predicted model, not a curated record. The transcript is spliced from 5 exons. Gene Ontology annotation, cellular component: endoplasmic reticulum.